AAUGGGAGCGCCGGGGCGCGGCGGGACCCCCGAGCCACGGGACCCCCGCGGCCCCCGGAGCCCAGGGCGCGGGAGCCCUGGAGCCCCCAGAGCGCGAGAGACGGGACCCCCGAGCCCAGGACGGGGGACCCCGGCCCCGGAGUGUGGGACCCCCGGAGCCCUGGGACCCCAGCCCUGGAAUGUGGGACCCCCGGAGCCCUGGGGCCCCCAGCCCUGGAAUGUGGGACCCCCGGAGCCCUGCGAGUCCUGGAGCCCUGGGACCCCCGGCCCCGGAGCGUGGGACCCCCGGAGCCGCAGGACCCCUGUCCCCAGCAUGUGGGACCCUCAGAGCCCAGGCCGUGGGACGUGCAGAGCCCUGGGACCCCAGAGCCCGGAAUGGGGGCACACAGAGCCCUGGGACCCCUGAGCCCGGAAUGGGGGCACACAGAGCCCCCCGCCCUGGGACCCCUGAGCCCUCCCGGGCCCGGCCCACCCGGGGCUCCGGCCCCACGGACACUGCCCUCGGUACCGGCGGCCAGGGGGGAGCUCGGGGCCGCCGGGACCCCCCGAUACCCGCCUCACCCGGGCCCCUGCCCCGGGCUGUCAGACUGUGCUGCUCUUCCUCCUCCUCCUCCUCCUCCUCCUCCUCGUGCUGCUCCCCGAGCCCCGGGGCGGCGGGGGGGUGGACAGGUGUGUGUGUGCACAGGUGUGUGUGUGCACAGGUGUGCACAGCUGUGUGCGUGCAUAGGUGUGCACAGGUGUGUGCGUGCACAGGUGUGUGCGUGCACAGGUGUGUGUGUGCACAGGUGUGUGCGUGCACAGGUGUGUGCGUGCAUAGGUGUGCACAGGUGUGUCCGUGCACAAGUGUGUCCGUGCACAGGUGUGUGCGUGCACAGGUGUGUGUGUGCACAGGUGUGCACAGGUGUGUCCCCGGCUCCUGUCCCCAGGACGUCACGCGUGUGUCGGGGGGGUCCCGCUGCGCUGGGACACGCGUGUUGCCCCCCCGUCCGUGUGUGUGUGUGUGUGUGUGUGUGUGUGUCACCGUGUCCCCGCCGUGUCCCCCCGGUGGCUGCGGGGCCCGGUGGCUCCGUGUGCGCCCCCCGUGUCCCCAGGGACGGCCCGGCUGAGGGAGGGUCGGGACCCUCCGUGUGCCCCCCACCCCCAUCCGGCCGGGCCGUGCGUCCCCGAGCCCCCUGCCCUGCACAGCGAGGGGACACACGGCAGUGUCACCCCUGCACAGUGAGGGGACACACGGCAGUGUCACCCCCCCUCUCACAGGGAGGAGACACACGGCAGUGUCACCCCUGCACAGUGAGGGGACACACGGCAGUGUCACCCCCCUCUCACAGCGAGGGGACACACGGCAGUGUCACCCCCGCACAGCGAGGGGACACACGGCAGUGUCACCCCCACACAGUGAGGGGACACACGGCAGUGUCACCCCCCCGCACAGCGAGGGGACACACGGCAGUGUCACCCCCCCGCACAGCCGGGUGGCACUUGGCAGUGUCACCCCGCACAGCCAGGUGGCACUUGGCAGUGUCCCCCCCUCCCAGGAAGGGGACGCAGGGCUCAGGGGCUGCACGGCCCGGCCGCCCCGUAGCGUGUGCUGUGUUUGUCCCGUGUCACCCCUGCAUGUCGCCCCCGCGUAGGUGCCCCCAAUAAACCAGACAGAGACCCC
Molecule: messenger RNA, 1660 nt
Organism: Melospiza georgiana
Lineage: Eukaryota; Metazoa; Chordata; Aves; Passeriformes; Passerellidae
Product: nascent polypeptide-associated complex subunit alpha, muscle-specific form-like
Exons: 3
Coding region: 376-1644 (422 amino acids)
Source: RefSeq, a predicted model, not a curated record